Messenger RNA from Pundamilia nyererei, 3824 nucleotides. It is a transcript of the gene fig4a, whose product is annotated as FIG4 phosphoinositide 5-phosphatase a. Lineage: Eukaryota; Metazoa; Chordata; Actinopteri; Cichliformes; Cichlidae. Gene Ontology annotation, biological process: phosphatidylinositol dephosphorylation. The record is from RefSeq and is a predicted model, not a curated record. The transcript is spliced from 24 exons. The coding region runs from base 258 to 2990 and encodes 910 amino acids. Gene Ontology annotation, molecular function: phosphatidylinositol-3,5-bisphosphate 5-phosphatase activity. Gene Ontology annotation, cellular component: intracellular membrane-bounded organelle.
GACAAGCGAAGUCAUUCAUGACAGUCACCUGACUAAAACAAAUUCAACUCCAACAUGCUAACGGGAUACACUGGGCAGAGUACAGAUGCAUUUUAACUGUUGUUAAGUGAAGCGUUUACAGUAUUUGUUGCGACUGCAUGGGGAGAUGUAUAUUGUCAUCAAUGAAGACCAUUUGUGGUUAAUCAUACAAGCUAAGUGGAUGAAUGCUCCUCUGUAGCCUCUUCCAGACUGACUGUUGAACAAUUCAAGAAUAGAAAAUGCCUCAAUCAGCGGCUAUCAUCGGUGGGAUCCAGCGACUGGUUCUGUACGAGACCAGAGCAAGGUAUUUUUUGGUUGGGAGCAAUCAUGCACAGACCAAACAUCGAGUCCUAAAGAUUGACCGCACAGAACCCAAGGACCUCGUUAUAAUUGACGAUAAGCAUGUGUAUAACCAGCAAGAGGUAAGGGAGUUGCUGGGCCGCCUGGACCUGGGCAACCGGACUAAGAUUAGUCAGAAGGGUUCCUCUGGCCUGUCCAGGACUGUCUCAGCUUUUGGCAUUGUGGGAUUUGUGCGUUUCCUAGAGGGGUACUACAUCGUGUUGAUCACGAAGCGCAGAAAGAUGGCUGAUAUUGGGGGCCACUCCAUCUACAAAAUUGAAGACACCACUAUGAUCUACAUUCCCAAUGACUCAGUCAGAGUUACACACCCCGAUGAAGCAAGGUAUCUCAGGAUCUUUCAGAAUGUGGACCUUUCCAGCAACUUCUACUUCAGUUACAGCUAUGACCUGAGCCACUCACUGCAGUACAACCUGACUUUGCUGCAGAGACCUUAUGAACAAUGGUCUUCAGCAGCUUCCUCUACUGAGGAAGAGGUACACACACAGAGCAAGCAGGACAGCUUUGACAUCUUUGAAGAUGAGGGUUUGCCUACAAAAGUGGUUUAUGGCCUUUACAACGAGCCUUACUACAAAUAUGUGUGGAACGGGAAGCUCCUGGAGCGAGUCAAGGACAUAGUGCAUCAUGACUGGCUUAUGUAUAUAAUCCAUGGAUUUUGUGGCCAGUCCAAACUUCUGAUCUACGGCCGACCGGUUCACAUCACCCUGAUUGCCAGGCGCUCCAGCAAAUUUGCUGGCACCCGUUUCCUCAAAAGGGGAGCCAACUGUGAGGGGGAUGUGGCUAAUGAGGUAGAGACUGAACAGGUCGUCCAUGACGCCUCAGUUAUGUCUUUCACAGCAGGGAGUUACUCCUCAUAUGUCCAGGUGCGAGGCUCCGUCCCACUCUACUGGUCCCAGGACAUUUCCACCAUGAUGCCAAAACCUCCAAUUCGAUUGGACCAAGCUGACCCAUACGCCUAUGUAGCUGGCCUCCAUUUUGACCAGAUGCUACAGCGGUUUGGCUCACCCAUCAUCAUCCUCAACUUGGUCAAGAAGCGUGAAAAAAGGAAACACGAGAAGAUUCUGAGUGAGGAGCUGUUCCGUGCUGUGGUCAACUUGAAUCAGUUCCUCCCUCCCUCCCAUUGCAUAGACUAUAUCGCUUGGGACAUGGCCCGAUACACCAAGAGCAAGUUGUGCAAUGUUCUCGACCGUCUGAGUAUGAUAGCAGAGAACGUGGUCAAGCGAACGGGUUUCUUCAUUAAUCGCUCUGACUUCUACUGUCACACUCUCAGACCAGAUGAAAGGUGGGGAGAUGUAGGUGGACAAAUAACAUCCACUGGGCGACUGCAGACUGGUGUGUUGCGGACCAACUGUGUGGAUUGUCUUGACCGGACCAAUACUGCCCAGUUCAUGGUGGGCAAGUGCGCUCUGGCUUAUCAGCUUUACGCGCUGGGAAUGAUUGACAAACCCAAGCUCCAGUUUGAUACUGACUGCGUGAGGUUGUUUGAGGAGUUGUAUGAAGACCAUGGAGACACUCUGUCACUGCAGUACGGGGGCUCUCAGCUCGUGCACAGGGUCAAGACUUACCGCAAGAUUGCACCCUGGACACAGCACUCCAAAGAUAUCAUGCAAACGCUGUCACGGUACUACAGCAAUGCUUUCUCAGAUGCUGACAGACAAGAUGCAAUCAACUUGUUCCUCCAAGUUUACCAGCCAUCAGAGUUUAAGCCACACCUUUGGGAGCUUCCCACAGACUUCUAUCUGCAUCAUACAAGCACCAUGGCCAUCCCCCAAGACAGACGGAGCUAUACACUCUGGUGGUCAGAGGGAGUCCUGUCCUACCUUCCUGUCCCCUAUGAUGAAGUUCCCUGUGAGGAAAAUAUGAAUAAGGUCAAAGUGAAGAGAAUGAACCAGUUGGACGAGAGUAUUGACAUUUACACGGAAUUCUUCAAACCGUAUGAACUUACCUCCUUUGAUGACACGUUCUGCAUUGCCAUGACCAACUCUGCAAGGGAAUUUAUGCCCAAAACAGUGGGAGCGGAUCCAAACCCGUUCACAGUGCGCAAGCCAGAGGAAACGGGAAAAUCAGUGCUGGGCAGCAAGAGCAGUAAAGAGGAGACGAUUCUCCAGAGGAAGACUGCAGCUAGCGCACCUCCUCCCCCGAGUGAGGAGGCCAUAUCUAGCACAUCAGAGGAUGACUCCGAGGAGGACCGUGAGGAUGAGGGGACUGUAUCUCAACGAUCCACACCGAUCAAACUGCUAACGGAGUCUGGAGAGAGUAGUCGCACCCAGGAGGAGGUUUAUCACCAGCAUAUGGCAAAGGAGCCUUAUGGACUCAAUCUGGCUGAGUUUCCCUCUGAAGAUGACCUACUCAUUUACCAAAGGUUUGCUCACUUGGGUGAGAGCCAGCACAGAGUGGAGAGAACUGAACACAUAAACCCGGCAAACAUCAUCUGUCUAGAGCCAGUGUCCUGUUUCCCAGAGGACAGCAUCUAUGCAGUUUUACCUCCACAGGUGGGCAAAAACAGCCAGGAGGUAUUUGAGUGCCAUGUGAUGACCGGUCAGGGCCAGGUGAGGGCGUUGUGCAGAGAGGACAUGUUGAUGUACAGGGAAUACAUCAAAAACAGAUAUAUGUGAGACACGGAUAAUACAGACUGGAUCUCUGUUACCAGUGUGAAUGGGAAGCACGAUCAGCUGCUGAAGAUGUUUCGUCGUCAUUAAUCAUGUUUGCUACUACAAACAAAUGCAAAAUAAAAUGUUCUAUUUGAAAUUGAUGUGGGGGGUUUUCUAUGGUAAAGGCUGUAAAAAAAACAAAGAUAACAGUGCAUGAGAACUCCGCUUGGCCUGUACUAGAACUGAAGAAAGGUUUUUUUUUUAUAGAAGUCUUUUUAAUUUUUUGCGAUCCACAAGCGUCAUUCAAAAUUGAAAUACUUUGAAUGUUAGAUUUAUCAUUCAAAACUGCACACAUUAAACUGCAUCACAGACUGGAGUUCAGGGGUUUGAAAGAGUCAGGCACUUACAAGCCAGUCGUUAUAGUCUGUGAGGUCAGGACACGUUCAUGUCCUUGUCUUUCCUUUGAGGGGUUUUUUUUUUUGUUUUUUUUUUUUAUUUCUUCAGCAACCUGGAAAUUUCUCCUCCUCAGAUGUGUUGCAUUCCUUUUGUUAAACAGUUUAAGCUUUACCAUUUUUAAAGUGCCUUUUGAGAUUUUUUUUGCAUUAUUUAAAAAUAGGGGGCAUUUGUCCUGUAUUGAAGAGUGCACUGGUUAAUUUAAAUAAACUGUGUAUUCUUUUGUUGUUAAUGAUCUGUACAGAAAAACGUAGCAGUGAUAGCUUGAUAUUUGAUUUGUUUUUGUUUUUUCAAACCUUGCCACCAGUUUACAAAGUCACACACUAAUUUAUGUUGCAGAAAUGCUCAGAUCAGAUCAUCAUUGUGUACGUUAGUUCUACAAUAAAAUUGUAUUUAGUAACAAAG